AUGUCAUUCGUAAUGUCUCUCUCAAAAUUUACAUCAUUAAACCAAAUACCAAAACCUAAUGAUAAAAAUAUUCAAAUCGUCGAACAAGAUAAUUUAUUUGAUAUGGCUUGUAUUACAUAUAAUAUGUCAAUGACAAAUGAGAGAAAUGCAGAAAAAGAAAAAGAACUUCGUGAAUGUGCUCAUCGAGAUGGAAUUCAAUUAUUAUCAAAUAAAUAUGAUGUUUUCUAUUUUGGUUACAAUCCUCCAUAUACAAUUCCUCAUUUUAGACGAAAUGAAAUUUGUAUUCCAAUAAUUAGUCAACAAUAA
Molecule: messenger RNA, 306 nt
Organism: Rotaria sp. Silwood2
Lineage: Eukaryota; Metazoa; Rotifera; Eurotatoria; Philodinida; Philodinidae
Source: the annotation of a GenBank genome assembly